Penicillium manginii is the source of this 1728-nucleotide messenger RNA. RefSeq names its product MFS transporter. The record is from RefSeq and is a predicted model, not a curated record. Gene Ontology annotation, cellular component: membrane. The transcript has 3 exons. Gene Ontology annotation, molecular function: transmembrane transporter activity. Bases 1 to 1728 code for a protein of 575 amino acids. NCBI's taxonomy places the organism in Eukaryota, Fungi, Ascomycota, Eurotiomycetes, Eurotiales, Aspergillaceae. Gene Ontology annotation, biological process: transmembrane transport.
AUGGUUGCAGGCUUUAACAAUAAAGAGCCCGCUUCCACCGACUUUUCAACCGACAAUAUGAGCACAGUUAAUGAAUCCCGUACCGAAGAGUCCGACCUCAAAAAGGUCGACCGAAACCAAACAACCAACCGGUUAGCCCAUGCGCAGAACAUGAGCCAAGAAGAGUACCUCGCAGCCGAGAAGUCGCUAAAAUGGAAGCUUGAUUGCCGCCUCUUAUCCAUGCUAUGGCUAAUUUUUAUUCUUAACUACUUGGAUCGCGUGAGUAAAACUGACUGGCUCGCGUGGGAGAAUAUUUUGACUGAGAAUCUUCAGAAAAACAUAGCUGCAGCCAAAGUUGCGGGUAUGCAAAAGGAUCUCGGCCUCAGCUCAACCCAGUAUGCAACCGCGAUUGCCCUGCUUUUUGUGGGCUACAUUCUGAUGCAACUCCCCUCAAACGUCUACCUCGCACAGGUCAGACCGAGCCUAUAUCUACCAACUGUAAUGAUGAUCUGGGGAGUUAUAUCUACUCUCACCGGUAUUUGUAACAGCGCAAGCAGUCUAUACGCCACGCGUUUCUUCUUGGGUAUAGUUGAAGCAGCAUAUUAUCCCGGUGCCCUGUUUCUGCUUUCUUCAUGGUAUCGCCGGUCUGAGCUAGGUUUCCGCGGAGCUCUGCUUUUCUCUGGCUCUCAAAUUGGAUCUGCCUUUUCCGGCCUUAUUGGAGCUGGUAUUCAAGGAGGCAUGGAUGGUGUUCGCGGUCAAUCUAACCCAAAGUAUUAUUUCAGAGGCGCAAUUACCGUCUUCGUCGCAUCCUGCGCAUACUUCGUUCUACCUGACUGGCCGUCAACUACUAAAUGGCUUUCACCAACCGAGCGGGCUGUUGCCGAAUGGCGCCUGAUUCAGGAUGCCGGCCAGGUCGAUGAAGAUGAAGAUGAGUCCUGGUCGUACGGAUUUGGGCUCUGUUUCAAAGAUUGGCGCAUUUAUAUCUUUGCUCUUAUGCUUUUAUGCGUGCAAGUCUCUUCCGCUACAUCAAAUUUCUUUCCAUCCGUGGUGGAAACUCUUGGCUUUGGCAAGGUCCAAACUUUGUUACUCACUGUGCCCCCUUACAUGGUAACCCUGGCAGUCUCGGUUUUAAAUAACUAUUCGGCAGACCGUCUGCAGAACUCAAGCUUUCACGUUGUAUGGCCUCUAGCUAUGGCCAUUGUCGGAUAUAUCAUCGCUGCGACAACCACCGGGGUUGGCCCCAGAUAUUUCGCCAUGAUCAUCAUGGUAGGUUUCGAGAUUCCCUUAAUGUUUCUUUCGAUUCAACCCUCGCUUCUGAUCAUUGUCUGUUUCCUUCCAUACCCAGCGCUAAUCCAAAGCACUAUUCAGCUUGCUGGCGCAUAUGGCUCCAAUGCAGUCCUCGUCGCGUGGACGCAGAAAACUAUGCUUCGUCCCCGUAUCAAGCGUGCCAGUGCCGUUGCAUUUGUCAAUGCUUUUGGUAACAUCGCCCAAGUGUUUAGCUCCUAUCUUUACCCUGACGAAAGUGCACCAAGAUACGUCAUUGCAAUGGCCACAAACAGUGGCUUCGCCCUUCUAGCCAUUUUGCUUGCUCUUUUCAUGCGUAUGGUGCUUUUAAAUUCAAAUAGGAAGCUUGCAGCAGGUGAUUCAGCCGUCCAUGAGGUCAUGGUCGGAGAAGCACGCGCAGAAAUUCAAGGCAUUACUGAAGAAGAGCGUCGCAAUAGGAAGGAAGCCUUUCGCUAUAUUGCAUAA